AUGGUGAUGUAUCUGUGUACGCCGCUUUUGGAAGCAGGUCUCGUGUCCGAGGUCAAGGUAGCCUGGCAGCGUCGGAUGGGCACUGAGCCGCGACCACAGCAGGCAACUGUGCGCCAGUCAGCUACUCGAGACCGAAGCGUAGCUGCACACCGCAACUCGAAACGCCGUCAAGGCGUGAGAAAUCCUGUUGACAGCUGGAGCCUAGAGGCAACGUGGCAGAAAGAGGUGAGGUUGGACCAGAACCUUUUGGGGCCGUGA
This is a messenger RNA of Colletotrichum lupini, 258 nucleotides long. RefSeq lists its product as uncharacterized. The coding region runs from base 1 to 258 and encodes 85 amino acids. The record is from RefSeq and is a predicted model, not a curated record. The transcript has 2 exons. Lineage: Eukaryota; Fungi; Ascomycota; Sordariomycetes; Glomerellales; Glomerellaceae.